Molecule: messenger RNA, 855 nt
Organism: Acomys russatus (golden spiny mouse)
Lineage: Eukaryota; Metazoa; Chordata; Mammalia; Rodentia; Muridae
Gene: Dctn3
Product: dynactin subunit 3
Exons: 7
Coding region: 47-607 (186 amino acids)
Biological process (GO): cytoskeleton-dependent cytokinesis
Cellular component (GO): dynactin complex
Source: RefSeq, a predicted model, not a curated record
GGGCGGAAGUCCCAACCCCUGGCUGUUUCGGGUCGCUGCAGAAGCGAUGGCGGCUCUGACCGAUGUGCAACGGCUACAGUCCCGAGUGGAGGAGCUGGAGCGCUGGGUGUACGGACCGGGAGGGACCCGAGGCUCCAGGAAGGUGGCUGAUGGCCUGGUAAAGGUGCAAGUGGCUUUAGGGAACAUUGCCAGUAAGAGGGAGAGAGUGAAGAUUCUCUACAAAAAGAUUGAAGACCUGAUCAAAUACCUGGAUCCUGAGUAUAUCGAUCGCAUCGCCAUCCCGGAGGCCUCAAAGCUGCAGUUCAUCUUAGCAGAGGAGCCGUUCGUCCUCUCCCAGGUGGCCCUCUUGGAACAAGUGAGCGCCCUGCUGCCCAUGCUGGACAGCGCUUCUAUCAAAGCCGUUCCUGAGCACGCUGCCCGCCUGCAGCACUUGGCCCAGAUCCACAUCCAACAGCAGGACCAGUGUGCGGGGAUCACCGAGGAGUCCAAGGCUCUCCUGGAGGAGUACAACAAGACUAUAAUGCUCCUUUCCAAGCAGUUUGUGCAGUGGGAUGACCUACUGUGCCAGCUGGAGGCUGCUAAGCAAGUGAAGCCAGCCGAGGAGUGACAACUGCUCACCAUGCUCGCCUCCAGGGAACGGCAGGCAGGCUCCAGGGCCCGUGCCAACCUGCCUUCAUAAGGCGGAGACAGCGUUGUAGUUAGUGAAUUUAAAUACUGCCUAUAUGUGCUCUACUGGGGGCUCUGAGGUCAGAGACUGGGUUUACCUUAGAGGUGUGAUCUACAGUCCCCAUCAGUGUAUUUGGUCCACUGACAAUAAACUGAGCGACCACUAAAGGAGUGUGUUGGCGUGUUGAU